GGUGCAGGAAAAUAGAUAAAAGCUCUGUUUAAGAAGCUGGAGUUACUGCGAUAUGAUUUUCGACAAAGAGCAUAGUGAUUAUACUUUUUUUCCUUAGACUGCUUAUUAUGAUAUUACAGUGAUAGCGUGUUAUCGACAUCAUCUGUCGCUUACUACUCAAUUGUCGUACCUCAAAUCAGGGUUUUACCUCUCUACGUAUCGUAGGUUACUUUAUGCAGACUUGUUUGUUAAACCCGGGAAGGCGCGUGUGUUCGCUGCGUGUUUCUGUGCAAUUAGUCGCGUUAUCAACCUGCUGGUGGUAGUCCACUUUCCUUCAAGGAGCGCAGACACAUAAAAGGAGUAUUGGAGGGUCUAACUUACUCCAGAACGCACCCUGAUAGAGUUAACAGAUAAAUGGUCCAACGUUACAGGAGGGGUGCUGUGAAUGUAAGAUCGAAAUAAGUUUUUGCGUACUUUUUAAGAAAGCGAUACGCGUAAAAGUGACCCAGAAGCGGUACAUAUGCAGAAUAACAUUCAUCUCCACAAGUCCCGAAGGAUAUCAGCCCAGGUGUUCAUCUCAACUUCUCACGGAGUUUUGCAUCCCUCUAAGGACUUGGUUUGCUUGUGAUAAAACCUCUCGUCGGCGGGUUAGACCCAUCAGGAAACUGUUUCUAUUUCACAGUCUAUUAACUAAUUAAAGACUGAACAUGAGUAGGAAAAUACGUCGCUGGAUUUUUCACAUUUUCCUCUGCUUGGGGAUUAUAUAUUUGAAGAUUGGCGGCUUUUCCUCCGUGGUUGCGUUGGGAGCGAGCAUAAUCUGUAACAAAAUUCCUGGUUUGGCCCCUCGUCAAAGGACUAUCUGUCAAAGCCGACCUGACGCUAUCAUUGUCAUUGGAGAAGGAGCGCAAAUGGGAAUCAAUGAGUGUCAGUUUCAAUUCAAAAAUGGAAGGUGGAACUGCUCGGCCCUCGGGGAGAGAACUGUCUUUGGAAAAGAGUUGAAAGUGGGGAGUAAGGAGGCGGCCUUCACUUACGCCAUCAUCGCCGCCGGGGUCGCCCACGCCAUCACGGCAGCCUGCACUCAGGGUACCCUGAGUGGCUGUGGAUGCGACAAAGAAAAGCAAGGAUUCUACAACCAAGAGGAGGGGUGGAAGUGGGGCGGAUGCUCGGCCGAUAUCCACUACGGACUGAGCUUCUCGAAGGUGUUUGUGGACGCACGAGAGAUCAAGCAGAAUGCGAGGACGCUCAUGAACCUUCAUAACAAUGAAGUGGGACGGAAGGUAUUGGAAAAGAACAUGCGUUUAGAGUGUAAAUGUCACGGCGUAUCUGGGUCCUGCACCACCAAGACCUGCUGGACCACUCUUCCAAAGUUUCGCCAGCUUGGUUACAUCCUCAAGGAAAAGUACAACCACGCCGUGCACGUCGAACCGGUCCGAGCCAGUCGAAACAAGAGACCCACCUUCCUCAAGAUUAAAAAACCAUACUCGUACCGGAAACCCAUGGACACUGAUUUGGUGUACAUCGAGAAGUCGCCCAACUACUGCGAGGCAGAUCCUGUGACGGGCAGCAUGGGAACCCACGGCAGAAUCUGCAACAAGACUUCUCAGCAGGCCAACGGCUGCGACCUCAUGUGCUGCGGCCGAGGAUAUAACACGCACCAGUACUCCCGCGUGUGGCAGUGCAACUGCAAAUUUCUUUGGUGCUGCUACGUCAAGUGCAACACCUGCAGCGAGCGGACAGAAGUGUACACGUGCAAGUGAUAUAUUUAUUGCGGAGGUAUUUAUGCACAGCCGUUUUUGACUGGUAGAUGGUCUGAAAGAGUCACAACACUGAUGAUAACCACCGUUAUGGAUUCAAGGUAGAAAAUAGAGCCAUUUGCACAGAAUACUCGGACCUGGUGGUGCUACCGUGAGUCCAGAUGGAGAAAUUUGCAUGCAAUGCAUGCAGCUCCAGAGCUACACUGAGAGCUUUGGUAUUGGUACCGGUAGACACCUGUUUGUUUCCAGUACUGAGCAACAGAGCGAAGUACCCUGCGAAAAGCUUGAUCUGUGGACCAUGAGAAGGACGUGGGCUGUGGUCGGGGGGUGUUCUGCCCCGUCGGUAGUGUGAAAGUACUUCUCGAGGAAAUUUUGGCAAAAAGACCUGGGCUGAGGGAUGGCCGUUAUAAAUGUUCAAACACAAAAAAUGCAUGGACACAACAAUGGCUAUAUUUAACGGAUUAUUUAGAAAAACAGCUAAUUUAUUUAAUAAGAAAACUACUGAUUUUCGUCUCGUGUUUACUAGCUUAGACUUUAGGUUGUGUUUUGAUAUUGUUUUUGCAUAAAAUCAACUGACCAAGUUUUACACUGUAUUUUCAUGUGCUGUAGGGAUGAACCUACGACAAUGCACGAUACAAAAACAGCAGCGCGCUGCACUCAAGAUAAUUGCUAGUCGCUGAACGCGUAGACACCACUGUCUUUGUGUUUCUGUGCUGACAUUUUAACCCUCUACGUCAGUGUCAACCCUUGCACAUAUAUUCUUUGUACAAAUACACACUGGAAUUGAGCAUCGUGUGAAGGCUAAUUCAUUUCGAAGCGAACACAGUCACUUUCUUCAGAAAAGACAAUAAGCUAAUUUACAUAGGAUAUUCAUUCAGAGGUCCUUAGAACAAUCAGAUUUCCCACUUAUAUUAAACUUUAUGACCUCAGCUGACACAAAGGUUUAUGCUAAUGUGACCCCAGGCUCCCCUCUCUUUUGGCAAAUAUUUGCUGUGUGGGCAGAGAAACAGAUUCGGUGAAAAAUUCACUUUGGAAUGAAAUGGCUAACAUUCAGGAGAUGCUUCCACCUGCUACCGAUAUCGAAUGUUGAGAUCAGAUACAUGAUCCUGUUAAUGCUAUACAUUAUAGGUAAUAUAACACUUUUGCUGCUAGUCCUGUUCUGUUUUGCAACAGUAGUUAAUGCUAGUGUUUUGUGCGUUGUAAGCAAAUGUGCUUGUCCAGACAGAUCGUCCCUAUGUUGUCGUAUAUUUUCUAAGAGAUUAUUUUUAUAUGAGUAUUUUAUUUAUUUUGUGUAAAGGAAAAUCCCACGACCGAUGUCCUUCAGAUGGACAGAAAUUAGGGAGAUGAGCUAAAAACAGUGUGAGCACGAUUGUCACGGUACCAGCUUGAUCACUUGUGUUUACUUAAUCUACAUCGUGUAAACUGCAACUACAUUGUUUUUGUGAAGUAAUGCUCAUAACGGUGUAGUUGGCACAUUGUCUUAUUUCAGCAUGAAAGCCAAUCAGUAAACAGUUAAGCGUAGCAUCGUCAUGACAACAGUCCCCUAUGUGGGAUCGAUAAGGGAAACCAUAGUAAACUAAUCCUGGGACAAAACUCUUUGGUACGGAGUAAAAUGCAUGAUUGUUGGAGGGGUUUAACCAAAGAACAACUGAAAUGAAGCAUGACUCUGUCAGGAGUUUAAAAACAUGCCGGCCUUGAUGUAACUGAUAUUUCGCAACAGUCUGUGAUUUCAAUAGAUGUCUUGCCAAAUUGAUCGUACAUGGUUGUGUCAUCAUAAAUGGUUGAAAAAUGUUGUGCAUUAUGUUUUGAACAGUGUUAAUAAAUAUUUCCUUGGCUUGCA
Messenger RNA from Triplophysa dalaica, 3573 nucleotides. It is a transcript of the gene wnt7aa, whose product is annotated as wingless-type MMTV integration site family, member 7Aa. The record is from RefSeq and is a predicted model, not a curated record. The coding region runs from base 687 to 1736 and encodes 349 amino acids. Gene Ontology annotation, biological process: canonical Wnt signaling pathway; multicellular organism development; cell fate commitment. Gene Ontology annotation, molecular function: cytokine activity; frizzled binding. The transcript has 4 exons. Gene Ontology annotation, cellular component: extracellular region. Lineage: Eukaryota; Metazoa; Chordata; Actinopteri; Cypriniformes; Nemacheilidae.